Messenger RNA from Ornithodoros turicata, 592 nucleotides. RefSeq lists its product as uncharacterized. The record is from RefSeq and is a predicted model, not a curated record. The transcript is spliced from 3 exons. Lineage: Eukaryota; Metazoa; Arthropoda; Arachnida; Ixodida; Argasidae. The coding region runs from base 59 to 583 and encodes 174 amino acids.
UCCUCCAGCUGAAACUCCUCCUUGUCUGCAGCACUUCCCUGGUAUUCAGUGUCCUCUCAUGGAUAUGCUUCAGAAAGAAGCAACAUCUCAAAGCUAUAGAGUGGUUCGCAGCCUUUUGGACGAGCUCGUGGACACCGUGGCUACAACUGUGGAACAAGAGAAGCUUGACAGGGUGCUCUCCUGGGUUACGUCAGAGAGUCCUGUGUACCGACUGUUAAAAGUCAGUGGAGGUUUCCCCAUUAUGACGCUUUCACCUGUACCUGUAAAGGAGCUCGUGACCGUGUCGGAGCUGAGCUUCUUCCGUGACAUGGUGGAAUGCACAGACGACAACGUGCGAGAGAUUGCCAGGAUGACCGUUAAGCAAUCAGGAUGUGCGAGAUGGCACAGGGAAAGAGUAGUGAGGGUAUCGAGCUCAGUGGCGCACCAAGUAUACAGGAGACGAGGCAGGUUUGCUGAUCUAGCGGUGAAGCUAGCGAGGCCAAGAUCAUUCAGUUCAGCUGCUACUGCUUACGGUUGGGCUCUUGGUGCACCCCACACAGUCCUGGCUAUGUUCAAGCCCAGACGGCACGUUUUUCACGGAUGAUGGUCUCAC